Messenger RNA from Rubroshorea leprosula, 822 nucleotides. NCBI's taxonomy places the organism in Eukaryota, Viridiplantae, Streptophyta, Magnoliopsida, Malvales, Dipterocarpaceae. The record is from the annotation of a GenBank genome assembly.
CAACGAACUACAAGGAAUCUCAUUGAAAAAAGGACAGCAAGACACAUGGAUGUGGAAACACAGUUGAGAGGGCAAGUACUCAGUGCAAACAGCAUACAAAUACUUAAGCCAACAACACACUGCAGAAUCCCAACAAAGGACAACUUGAUGAAGCGGGGAAUGAAUGGCCAAGGAAAUGAAAAAUGUGUGCUGUGUGAUCUAGAAGCAGAAAGCGUGGAACAUCUUUUCUUCAAGUGUAACGUAUCAUGGAGCAUUUGGGCAUCAUGCUAUGGCUGGUGGGAUCUCAAAGUAGCUGCCCACAGUAAAGGAUGGCCCCAUCUUGAGCAACACAUUGGCAUGAUAUCCACAGGUCUUGUAAAGGAAAUGUGGACUGUUGUUUGGUUUGCAACUAUGUGGUCUAUUUGGAUUUGGCGAAACCAGAAAAUAUUUAAAGAUGGAGCUGACACUAGGGAGCAGGUUGUUGAGCUGAUAAAGUUUAGAUCAUUUUACUGGUGCAAAACAGCAUUAUGCCUAGACCUUGUGCAAGACAAAUGGCGUUCAAAACCAACAGAAGGCUACAUGAGAAUGCAGCAACGAGUUUGAGAUUAUUCAACACUCAAUGGACAUCACGGAAGAAGGUUUGAUGACGGUAGAAAUAUGAUGGAUUUUCACCCUUAAAGGCAAAUAAAUGUUUUGAAAACAUGUGUUUGAUUACUUUCUGUUGUUGUAGGCUUCGGUCAUAUUUCCAAGAGCUUUUGCUAUGAAUGGAACUUUAUGUUUUAGUAAUGUAAUGGAUUUUGAGUACAUCCUGUACUCCAUGAAUAAUAUAUUUACUUUGCUGAU